CGUUGCCAUACACAUCGGGCCCCGUCAAGCCCCCUCAAGAAGACCUCAAGGCAAUUCUAAACACCCGUGGGGCCAGUCGUAUCCUGGCGUUUUCGUAUGAAACACCGUCAAACUUACGUGGCCUCCACCGCCACGUCUGUGCGCCACACUGUGGCUGGCCAAUCAGCCACAUUACGACUAGGAUCAUGACGUUUGAGCAUGCGCUCAGUAAGGUUUACGCAUGGGCGUGGUUGCCAUACGAUUGUUUAUAAGCGCGUGAGUGCCCCAGGGAACGAUAGUCAUUCAAAGGAUACGGUUGCUUUUAUUCUUUCACACACACACUCCGUUGUACGACUCAAAGCGCAAACAGCCGUCAACUUUGGAAUAUCGCGAACACAUCACCGAGUACAUCAAGGCGCGAGAAAGAAAGAAAUUACGAAGAUGAUUAAAACACUCCUCUUGAUCCUGAUCACUAUCUUCAUUCCACCUGUCGGAGUCUUCCUCGUAGCGGGAUGCGGCGCCGACUUCUUCAUCAACCUGCUCCUCACAAUUCUCGGCUACUUUCCCGGCCACAUCCACGCCUUCUACGUCGAAUACGUAUACAUUAAGCGACGCGACGAGAUACGCGCCAGCAUCUACGAAGCGCGUCCUGCGCCGGGUAUCUACAGCCAAAAAGUGCAAAAUGGUGGUCAUAAGACGGUGCCUGUUGCGCCCGCACCUGCCGGAGUCGAGGCAGGAUAUGGGGGUGUACCGGCACAACAAGGCUAUGUUCAGGAGCAGCAGCAGGGAUACGGAACGGUGCAUUAGGCUAUGAACAGAAGAGUUGAGGGUUGAAGUGAAGGUUGGAACAUGAGGUAAUGGGGCCUGGGGUCAGGGUUGUCGGUAGAAUGUGUUGGGCAUGCGCAUGCAUGUAGACAGGAUAAUAGGCGUUGAGCUUGAGCUUAGCUUUGAUUCUUGCGAUACCACUCGUUUUGAGAUAUCCGAGUUCUUCAUAAUGUAACUCACUUGUUUCUCCGCACAUCAUACACCAAGCAACGGGUCGUCAGUUAU
Alternaria alternata is the source of this 1029-nucleotide messenger RNA. Its product is annotated as UPF0057-domain-containing protein. The transcript has 2 exons. Gene Ontology annotation, cellular component: membrane. NCBI's taxonomy places the organism in Eukaryota, Fungi, Ascomycota, Dothideomycetes, Pleosporales, Pleosporaceae. The coding region runs from base 421 to 786 and encodes 121 amino acids. The record is from RefSeq and is a predicted model, not a curated record.